UUUUUGUUUAUUUGUUUGUUUGUUUUUGUUUAUUUGUUUGUUUGUUUGUUUGUACAUAUUUAUAUAAGCUUAUAUUUAUACACAUAUAUAAUAUGAAUCCAACUUCAACAUUAUUAACUCCUUUGAUAAAGGAUGAGGAAGUAGCAGUAGUAGCAGAAGAAGAAGAAGAAGUAAUACAUAAAAAAAAGGAGACGACAGAGUUACCGCCCAUUCCAGUUAUGAUGCGUCAUCCUCAUAUUAUUGCAUCUGUAAAACAAUAUCGUUUAGAAGCGCAGAAUGAACAAUUACAAACACAUAUUGUAUCUGAAUCUUUCAUUCCAAUGUCACCUAAUGUAAUGAAACCUCCUAGAAAAAGGCGACGGCCACCUUUCUCGUAUUCUUCUUUAAUAGUUCAAGCUAUAUUAGAAAGUGAAAAUGAACGUAUGACAUUAAGAGAUAUAUAUACCUGGAUUACUAAAAAAUAUCCAGCCUUAUAUAAUGCAGAAGAUACAGGAUGGCAGAAUACAAUUAGACAUAAUUUAUCUUUAAAUCGAUGUUUCAAGAAAAUACCAAAAUCUGAAUUAACGGGUAAUCAACAGCAUAGAGGAAAAGGAGGUUAUUGGACAAUAGAUCCGGUUUAUUUGGAAAAGUUUAAAAACGGCUCAUUUUCAACGAAAGGAACAGCUUCAUUAAUGAAACGAGAUAAUAACACCACCUUAUCUCCCUCACCUACUUUGCCAGAUACCCCCAUUUCCACAAUAGCACAAACAUACACUCCUACAACUAAAGAUGAAAGUAGUCAUUCUACAACAGAAAAUAUAAAUAACAAACCAUGUCCUAUAAUGCAAAUUCAUAAUUUAUUGAACUAGAAAGAAAGAAAGAAAGAAAGAAAGAAAGA
Cokeromyces recurvatus is the source of this 877-nucleotide messenger RNA. RefSeq names its product fork head domain-containing protein. Gene Ontology annotation, molecular function: DNA-binding transcription factor activity, RNA polymerase II-specific; RNA polymerase II cis-regulatory region sequence-specific DNA binding. The record is from RefSeq and is a predicted model, not a curated record. NCBI's taxonomy places the organism in Eukaryota, Fungi, Mucoromycota, Mucoromycetes, Mucorales, Mucoraceae. The annotation marks the transcript as partial. Gene Ontology annotation, biological process: regulation of transcription by RNA polymerase II. The transcript is spliced from 2 exons.